Periconia digitata is the source of this 1105-nucleotide messenger RNA. Lineage: Eukaryota; Fungi; Ascomycota; Dothideomycetes; Pleosporales; Periconiaceae. The record is from the annotation of a GenBank genome assembly.
GACCAUAUUAACCAUAAUUCCACCAACCAAAACCGUCAUCAUGCAGACCAAUCCCGAGCCCGCGACUCUCCCAGGUGGAUAUCGCAUCAUCAGGGACCUAGGUAAGCAAGGCGGCUUCUUUAACAAAGGCAUCCACCUCGUCGAAAACAUUCAUGAAGACCCACCCAGACUCAUGAUCUGCAAAACAGUCGAAUCAGGUACGCCAUACCGGGAAGUCCCCAUUCUCUUCCGCCUUAGGGGCUUCUCAUUUAUAAACCAAAUCGUCGAUUUCGUGCCGUGUGCCACUGAUACCGACUUUUCUAGCAUGGCUAAACAAGAGAUGCAGCACCAUUCAGUAGGCAGCUUGAAUAAGCCCGCGUACCAGAUGUUCGGAGUACCUCGUAGCUUAACAGACAGUGCGCAACCCUACGUCCAAGAGGUGUCGCCUUCGAACAAGACCGACCACAUCUAUCUCGAAUACGCUGAUCUCGGCUCCCUAGCUGAACUAACCGAGCGCCAUCGAGCGAAAGGCGUCCGGAUCCCAGAGUCAUUCCUCUGGCACGUAUUCCUCUCCAUCGCAAAAGCGUUGAAAGCGUGCCACACUGGCCUGGGUAGACAAGGCUGGCGGGCUAUCCGCCACGGCGACGUCGAUCUGGGUAACAUCCUCCUCGCGUCUCCCGUCGACGAAGACAUGUUGUACCCGAAGGUUAUGCUUGCGGAUUUUGGAUGCGCGGUUGAAGCCGGCUGGUUGCUCGGAGGCGAGCAUCUGUUUGAUCUCAGCGACGAUGUCGCGUCUCUGGGCCGGACAAUGCGCACGGCAGCUGAUUCCCUGCCCACGCGGAAGGUCCUUAUAGAGAGGAACCCGCAUAUGCGGACCAUGUCGCAGGAGCAGUGCACGCGUGUGUGGAGAAAGAUGUAUGAGGACGAUUUGAAGGGGUAUUCGGCGGAGUUCUCGAAACUGCUUGACGCGUGCAAUAGGAAAAAUCCCCAGACGGGUCUUCCGGAUUGUCUGACGUCGACGGAGUUGGUGAAUAUGAUUGAAGCUCUGCAUAAUAAGAUGCGUAUUGCUGAGGCUUUGGACGGCAGGACCAUGUUCCAUGAGCAUGGUGGAGAACUGAUGUUUUAG